Homarus americanus (American lobster) is the source of this 2959-nucleotide messenger RNA. RefSeq names its product elongation factor Tu, mitochondrial-like (gene mEFTu1). Gene Ontology annotation, molecular function: GTPase activity; translation elongation factor activity; GTP binding. Lineage: Eukaryota; Metazoa; Arthropoda; Malacostraca; Decapoda; Nephropidae. The coding region runs from base 53 to 1456 and encodes 467 amino acids. The transcript is spliced from 9 exons. The record is from RefSeq and is a predicted model, not a curated record. Gene Ontology annotation, biological process: mitochondrial translational elongation. Gene Ontology annotation, cellular component: mitochondrion.
UGGUAAAUUUUAACAUUGAAUAUUUAGCCCGCCUCGCAGACGACGCCUCAACAUGGCAGCGUGUAGAGUGUUCCUCACCUUGUCUUCUUCUCGUUUCUCACAGAGUCUGCAGGCUAAUUAUUGCCGGAAUGGGAGCCUUGCCAGUCUAGCCAUAUCACGAGUUUUUCCAGCCUUUGUUCAGACCCGCAACUAUGCUGAGAAGAGGAUAUACCAACGAGAUAAGCCUCACUGCAACAUUGGUACUAUUGGGCACGUUGAUCAUGGGAAAACAACACUAACAGCUGCUAUUACUAAAGUUCUUGCAGGUAAGGAGUUAGCUAAAGCAAAACGUUAUGAUGAAAUUGACAAUGCCCCACAGGAGAAAGCCCGAGGAAUCACCAUCAAUGUUGCUCACAUUGAAUACAACACAGAAAACAGACAUUAUGGUCACACAGACUGCCCAGGACAUGCUGAUUACAUCAAAAACAUGAUCAUUGGCACAUCACAGAUGGAUGGAGCAAUCCUUGUUGUGGCAGCCACUGAUGGUGUGAUGCCCCAAACCAGGGAACAUCUUGUUCUUGCCAAGCAAAUUGGUAUUGAACACAUUGUUGUAUUUAUAAAUAAGCUUGAUGCUGCGGACGAGGAAAUGGUGGAGUUGGUGGAAAUGGAAGUACGUGAACUUAUGACGGAGAUGGGUUAUGAUGGUGACAAUGCUCCAUUGGUGAAAGGAUCUGCUUUAGCAGCCAUAGAAGAGAGAAAUGAGGAAAUAGGAACUAAGGCCAUUGAAGAACUUAUGAAAAUAGUUGACGAACAUAUACCAACUCCUGUGAGAGAGUUGGAUAAGCCCUUCUUACUGCCCGUGGAAAGUGUCUACUCUAUUGCAGGUCGUGGUACUGUUGUUGGUGGCCGGCUUGAGCGUGGCACAAUAAAGAAAGGGAUGGACGGUGAAUUUAUUGGUUUUGGGAAGAAAAUCAAGAGCACCAUCACUGGUAUUGAAAUGUUCCAUAAAACCCUGGAAGAGGCUCAUGCUGGGGAUCAAAUGGCAGCUCUCGUACGAGGCCUUAAAAGGGACGAUGUUACAAAAGGCAUGGUUUUGGCUAAACCAGGAAGCGUUAAAGCUCACGACAACAUUGAAGGGCAGGUGUAUGUUCUGACAAAGGAUGAAGGUGGCAGAUCCAAGCCUUUUACAUCAUAUCUUCAGAUGUUGGUAUACAGCAAAACUUGGCGAUCAUCUGCUCAGGUCAUCGUUGUUGAUAAAGAGAUGGUGAUGCCAGGAGAAGAUGCUAAGCUCAGAAUACGCUUGAUGAAACCCAUGGUUGCGGAGAAAGGUCAGCGAUUUACUCUCCGUGAAGGAAGUGUCACAAUUGGAACUGGUGUCAUAACAACCAUCAACAAGGACAUGACUGAAGACGAAAAAUUGGAGGUCCAGGAGGGCAAAAAAUACAGAGAGAAGAAGCUUAAAGCUCAGAAUAAGUAAUACAGCUGUACUAAGUAACAGUGGUGGUUAUCAGUGCAUUAACUACACUUAUCCAAGACAAGUUUCACUUGAAGUGUAAUCAAUUUCCACUCAAUUUGUUGGGAGCACUUUAAACCAUAGUAUUGUAUACACCUCCAGACCUUGAACCGGGUAAGUCCAUCGAAGCUGAGAGUUUUUACUUUAUUUAUGGUAAUUUAUUGCAGUAUUUGGAAUUUUAUUCUUAGUUACUGAUGAUAAAGCGGAGAAUUAAUUUUUUUUUUUUGGUAUUGCGUAUUUCUAUUUUGGUGAGGCUUGUCUGGGAUUUUCACAUUAUUUUAUUUAAAAUAAAAAAGAAAGCUAUUCAAGAACAAAUGACUGGAAGUGCUGAUACGAAUGAUGGGUAAAUACAAGGUUCUGGACUUUGCAUUAUUGUAUUAUAUAGAAUAAAACAAAUACUGUAGUGUACAUUAUAUAUUCUAUGAAUGUAGAAUUUGGGAAUAAUUUGAAUUCAAUUUUGAAUUUAUUUGAAUUAGAGGCUAUGACAGCAAUGGUGAUAGUGUUGAAGAUAACAUGAGGGGUAAAAUAAUAUCUUUCUAUAUAUAUUCAUGCAUACAAUUGUUUACGUACUUUUACGUAGGGUGGUCAGACAGGUGCUAGUCUGAUUCAAGCCUUCAGCAGAUGCACCUGAGAGUUUACUCAUUUAUUGUUGAUUGAACAAGGGGUGUAUUAACACUUUUUUCUCUAUCCAGUAUGGUAUUUCUCCUUCAUCCCAUUAAGUAAGAAAUGGAUUGUGGUUGAAACAUCUGAUGAUUUGUAUGAAGAAUUUUAUCUCAUUGUCCCUCUGGUACUUAUGUUGUUUUUGGAGAAGUCUGCAUCUUUUGACUAUUUAAUUUCAAUGUGAAUACAGCAUAGGAGAUCUGAUCAAUAGAUAAAUCUGCCAAUACCAGUUUCACAAGGUUAUUGUGAUUGUUUCUGUACUACUCAGUCUUUUCUCAGUAUAAUCCUCCUGUACACUGAUACACAUACUUCAUCUUGCUACAAGCUGUCUUAUACCUAUGCAGUGUAGCUUAGAUUUCUUAGGAAUAGUGUCACCAGCUUAUGACUGCUUCUUAUUUAAAACUCCUUUGUGAAUAAUGUAAUGUGGAGUGGCAAGGUGAAACAAGUGCAUUAAUGUACAGGUGGAUCAUGUAGGUAAAUGGCCUCAAGUUUGUGCAGAAACUAUCGUAAGAAAUGUGUACUUAAUUGUUUUUAUUUCUUAACGGAUCCUUAAGAUUGUGAAGUGUUUAUAUUUACCUCACAUGGAGGAUGUGUUGAUUCAGCCUCUUGAUAGUUACACUUAUUACAGAAAUUGUAUUUGUUUGGAUGUUUCCAGAUCUAAAGUUUAUGGGGUUAAGUUUGAUAUUUAGUUAAUAAUGGUGAUACUGAUAUUGUGGUUCAUUCAUGUUUUAUUGUAUAAUAAUUAGGUGAUAGUCAUAUUGUUUUAUUCAUUGUAGUAAUUUUGUAAAUAAAACUCUUUUUACAUAA